AUGGUUGUUAAUGCAGCACUUAAACGACGUCGACAAAAUACAUUGGCUCAAUUGGUUAUUGCUAAAAAUACCAAUAUUGAAUUAAUUAAAAAAUAUGAGGAAAAAAAAUUAGAAGAACAUAGAUGUGAACAAAAAAUCAUUGACAAAUGUGCUGAAAUGUCGAGUAAUCUUCAACAACGUAUGGAUGAAUUAAUUGCAAGUGGUUCAGUUGCAGCCACAUCAAAAAAAACUGAAAAAAUGCUUGAAAAAGCUCAUCAUUGGAGUCAAGAAAUGACAGAUAGAUUAGCAACAAUAUUAUGUUUACAAGAAUCUCCUGAACAAUCUCGCGCAAGUUUAACAAUGCCUGCUGCAACUAAUAAUAAUAAUACACUUCUUGAUACAACAAUAGCUCGUCGUCAAGCAGCAGCUGCUCAAUUACAAUUAGCAGGACUUUCAGCAUCAUUUUAUGUUCAACAAGGUCGUAAAUCACUUUCUGUUUCCAUACAAAAAAGUCCACGUACACGUCAUUUAUAUAAAAAUAAGAAUAAUAAUAAAUCUAUGAUUGAUGAAAAUGAUAUUAAUAAUGACAAUAAAGCAAUUGAAGAUAUAUCACAAAUGCCUACGGAUGAAAUGAAUGAAGAAGGAGAAACAACUAUUGAACCAGAAUCAAAUCGAACUCCAACACCACCACCUCCACCCUUGCCUGAUUUUUAUGUUGUUGAAGAUGGUCUUAAUUAUACAAAAAAAGGUGAAAAAAAACAUUUUACGGUUCAAAAUCGAUAUGGACAAUUUAAAAUGGUGCGUAUUAGUGGUGUUACUGAACCAUUUCAAUGUAAAGCACGUGUUAUGAAUUUGCCUCCGCAUUCACAAAUGCCUUUAUCAAUUGCAUUUUUACCAACAAUAAAACAACGUGGUAUGACAUUUUCAUGUACAAUUACAUUACGUACACCUUCCGAUGAUGGUCAAGAUGAUAUUCUUCUCGAACGAUCUCUUACUGGUCAAUGGUUAUAA
This is a messenger RNA of Rotaria sp. Silwood2, 990 nucleotides long. The record is from the annotation of a GenBank genome assembly. NCBI's taxonomy places the organism in Eukaryota, Metazoa, Rotifera, Eurotatoria, Philodinida, Philodinidae.